GCUAAUCUCUACAACUUGUAAGACUUAGGAAUUAAUUAUAACUGGACCAAAACUUUAUACCUAAUUACCAAUACUAAUUUAAAUAAUUUUAAAGCAAACAGAACUGUAAUCGAGUGAAAAAUACACAAUUAUGAUGAUGAUGAAGAUGGAGAGGGAAUGGGUUGGAGCUAAUGGAGAUGAAGAGAAGGCGAAGAAGAAAGGUUUAGGACUACAUGAGGAGCUAAGGACUGUUCCUUCAGGACCUGACCCGUUGCACCAUCAUGUGAACCCACCAAGACAGCCAAGAAACCAAUCCAAUCUCCCUUGACCUAAUCUUGUUCCUUUUACUUAUUUCAUGUUGUAAAUUACUUUCUGUUUUAUCGGUUUUAUCAUUUUGGGAGUUUUGUUUUUGUGUAACCAGUUUCGUUUGCUAAGCUUGUAGUUUCAUGAAAGUGAAUGUAAGAUAUGCACUACUUUUGUUGCUCACGUCAAUGAAUCAUCUUUUAUCUC
This is a messenger RNA of Arabidopsis arenosa, 489 nucleotides long. The record is from the annotation of a GenBank genome assembly. Lineage: Eukaryota; Viridiplantae; Streptophyta; Magnoliopsida; Brassicales; Brassicaceae.